Molecule: messenger RNA, 966 nt
Organism: Pteropus alecto (black flying fox)
Lineage: Eukaryota; Metazoa; Chordata; Mammalia; Chiroptera; Pteropodidae
Product: T-cell surface glycoprotein CD1b-1-like
Exons: 5
Biological process (GO): positive regulation of T cell mediated cytotoxicity; antigen processing and presentation, exogenous lipid antigen via MHC class Ib; antigen processing and presentation, endogenous lipid antigen via MHC class Ib
Cellular component (GO): external side of plasma membrane
Molecular function (GO): lipopeptide binding; endogenous lipid antigen binding; exogenous lipid antigen binding
Source: RefSeq, a predicted model, not a curated record
AAUGCUGCCUCCGUCACUUCUAUUGCUAGCAGUUCUCAUCUCAGGUGGUGACAAUGAGGAUGCUUUCCAGGGGCCAACCUCUUUCCACGUCAUCCUGAUAUUAUCCUUUGCCAACAGCACCUGGGCACAAAAUCAAGGCUUAAGCUGGCUGCAUGAUUUGCAGAUUCAUGGAUGGGAUAGUGACUCAGGCACUACUAUUUUCCUGAAGCCCUGGUCCAAGGGUAACUUCAGUGACGAGGAGGUGACUGAGCUGAAGGAGCUAUUUCUAGUCUAUUUAAUUGGAUUCAUUCGGGUAAUACAGGACCAUGUCAGUGAAUUCUAGAUGAAAUACCCCUUUGAGAUCCAAGGCAUAGCAGGCUGUGAGCUGCAUUCUGGGGAGGCCACAGUAAACUUCUUGAGGGGAGCUUUAGGAGGCCUGGAUUUCCUGAGCUUGAAGAAUGAUUCACGUGUGCCUGUCUCAGAGAGCAGCAGCAUGGCACAGCACACUCAGAACCAAGGUAUCUAUGAUACCAUAGAGAAGCUCCUCUUAGAAACCUGCCCUCGAUAUCUCUUAGGUGUUCUCAAUGUAGGGAAGGCAGAACUGCAGAGGCAAGUAAAGUCCAAAGCCUGGCUUUCAAGUGGACUCAGUUGUGGGCCUGGCCUUCUGUUGCUGGUGUAUCAUGUCUCAGGAUUUUACUCAAAACCUGCAUGGGUAAUGUGGAUGAGAGGUGAGCAUGAGCAGCCAGGAACUCAGCAAGGUGACAUCCUUCCCAAAGCUGAUGGGACAUAGUAUCUCCGAGUAACCCUAGAUAUUGCGGCUGGGGAGGCAGCUGGUCUGAAUUGCCGAGUGAAGCACAGCAGUCUAGGAGGCCAAGACAUUAUCCUUUACUGGGGACACCCCACCUCCAUCGGUGUGAUAUGUUCAGCAAUAAUUGUGCCCUCCUUGAUCCUUUUCAUAUGUCUUGUGUUAUGGUUUUUGAGGCACUG